AUGUCCUACACCUGCUCUCUGCCCAACCUGAGCUGCCGCACCAGCUUCUGCUCCCGGCCCUGCAUACCUCCCAGCUGCCACAGCUGCACCCUGCCCGGGGCCUGCAACAUCCCCGCCAACGUGGGCAACUGCGGCUGGUUCUUCCUUGCUGAUUCUGGAAUGCUUUGGGUCUUCCAGAUCCUGUGCAGCAAGGCUGAGAACACCAGGCUGGUGGUGCAGAUCGACAACGCCAAGCUGGCUGCAGAUGACUUCAGGACCAAGUAUGAGAUGGAGCUGUCCCUGCGGCAGCUGGUGGAGGCCGACAUCAACAGCCUGCGCAGGAUCCUGGAUGAGCUGACCCUGUGCAAGUCCGACCUGGAGGCGCAGGUGGAGUCCCUGAAGGAGGAGCUGCUGUGUCUCAAGCAGAACCACGAGCAGGUAAGAGAGCUUCAGCUAAACUCUCUGGAGAACACACUGACGGAGACAGAGGCCCGCUACAGCGCCCAGCUGUCCCAGGUGCAGUGCCUGAUCACGAAUGUUGAAGACCAGCUGGCCGAGAUCCGGGCCGACCUGGAGCGUCAGAACCAGGAGUACCAGGUGCUGCUGGACGUGCGGGCCCGGCUGGAGUGCGAGAUCAACACGUACCGCGGCCUGCUGGAGAGCGAGGACUGCAAACUGCCCUGCAACCCCUGCGCGACCACCAACGCCUGUGACAAGCCCAUUGGGCCCUGCGUCACCAACCCCUGCACCCGCUCCUGCUUUGGGUGCUAG
Messenger RNA from Echinops telfairi (small Madagascar hedgehog), 750 nucleotides. RefSeq names its product keratin, type I cuticular Ha3-I-like. The transcript has 5 exons. Gene Ontology annotation, molecular function: structural molecule activity. Lineage: Eukaryota; Metazoa; Chordata; Mammalia; Afrosoricida; Tenrecidae. Bases 1 to 750 code for a protein of 249 amino acids. The record is from RefSeq and is a predicted model, not a curated record.